This is a messenger RNA of Striga asiatica, 2259 nucleotides long. NCBI's taxonomy places the organism in Eukaryota, Viridiplantae, Streptophyta, Magnoliopsida, Lamiales, Orobanchaceae. The record is from the annotation of a GenBank genome assembly.
CAAAAAUCAGAAAAUAUCUCAGGUACAAAUUACUGAUGCUAUCUUUCUAUAGGUCGCAAAAGCUUUGAUUUUGGUGUAAAAAUUAUCUUGUUUGGUGUAUUUUAUAUUCUCCAGCUUGCUAAUUCUCUUUGUCUUUCAUGGAUAAAUUUUUCUCUAAACUCGUCUUAGAUUGCAAAUUUUACAGCUGAGGAAGCUUUUUCUUACCGUUGCAAAUCUUUGAGUAGCGAAAUUUGCUUGGUUUUCAAUUUUGCUGUGCUGGGCCAUUGAGAAUUGGGAAGGUCUAGUUGCCCUAAUAUUAUUUAUUGAUAAAAAUUGUUGUUCUAAAUAUGCUAUAGCAGUGUAUAUGGGCAAUGUUAGCUUGGAAAAUAGAACUAAGAGAACUGAACAUUAAUGUCUCCCUCAGGUUUAAGGUCAUUCUUUAGCAUCUAAAUGGUGACAAGUGGGCUGUUUCAUAGUUUACACGAAAUGUUGGUAAAAUCUGAUAUGCUUGCUGGAAGUAUUGUCUCACUAAUUUCAUAAAAAUGCGUGAUUCUGAUUUCGAGAAUGGAUUUCGAGACGUUAACGAAAGUAGAUUUAAACAAUUCCAAAAGAACGUUCGGUUUUAAAAUUUACAAUUUAAAUAUCUGAACUCUGGAACUAAUAAAUAAUUUGCUCAUGAAGAGAAACUUGUUCUAUGGUUCAAUGCAAAGAUUGGGUUAUGUUUUGACCAGAAUUGGUUAGAAAUUGGUGGGGAAAGAUGAUGAGAACUGAACAAAUUUUUGGCAUUGGCCUCAUUGAGGGUAUGUCAGGUCAUUCUUCUUAUAAUUUUGUACAGCUUCUUUUGGCUAUAUGCAUCGUACUUUGAUAAAUCGAUUUAGUCUGCUUAUAUUUUUUUUUUUUUGCGUAUCUUAAUUUUCAGUUUCAAUAAGUCCACAUCGAAGUUUAUGAAUGAUAUUGGAGUAUCUUAGUUUUUCAGGCACCAUCCAUCAUUCUGUCUGAAGCUAUUUCAAGUUAGAUUUAAAAGCACAAACAUUUUUCUCAACAAGCUUUUUACACGAUUCUCGUGCAUGCCCAUGUCAUAUGCUGCAAUUUAAUACACAACAGUAAAAAAUGCUUCUAUUUAUUUGUACAGUAAAAUAUACAGCCAUAUUUUUUUUUUCUUUUAUUAACUGACUGUAAAUAAAAUUAAGGAGCUUUUUUACAUGGCCGGGAGAAAUCAUCGGAUGCCCCGCCACCCGGACACUUUCCGGGAGGAUUUCCACGCGGGCCCGCGCCAUGGGCCCGUUCUCCGGGCCCACCCAGCGGCCCUGGAAGAAGAACUCGAGCUCCAGUACCGAGAUAUCCAGCGACUGUUAGCAGAAAACCGACGUGUAGUGGACGAGAACGUGAUGCUGCAGAGAGACCUGACAGCUGUGAAGGAUGAGAUCCACCGUUUGGGCCGGGCCGUGAUGCCCAAGCUACGGGCCGAGAUGGAGGCCCAAAAGAGGGAGCUGGUGGAGCGUGGGCUGAAGGUUGAGGCCGAGGUUCGGGCCUCUGAGCCCCUGAGGGCUGAGGUGGCCCAGAUGAGGGCUGAGGUCCAGAAGCUUGGGUUGGAAAGGCAAGAGCUGGGGUCGAAGGUGCAGGGUUUGAGCAAGGAUGUGAGCAGGCUGAAGGCAGAGAAUAAACAGGUUGAUUCUAUGAAGGCUGAUGUGGAUAAGGUUCGUAGCGAAAUCUUGGAUGCUAGACGAGCAUACGAAUAUGAGAAGAAAAGGAAUGAAGAGGUGGUGGAGCAAAAUCGGGCCAUGGAGAAAAACCUUAUCGGGAUGGCUCGUGAAAUAGAGAAGCUGCGUGCAGAGCAAGCUAAUGCUGACAGGAGAGGAAAGGGAUAUGGGCUGGUAAACGGAAGCCCAGACACGAAAUAUCCAGGUGUGUAUGGAGACGUAUAUGGAGCUGGGUCUUUUGGCCCAUACGAAAAGCGUCAAAGGCGUUGAAAUCCUCAUCAGGCUUUUUCAAUUUUCAUCAUGAGGUUAGCUUAUAUUCUUGUGUUUUGUGGCAAAAAAAAAUUGUUUUCCUCUCUUUAGAAAGGAAAUCCUCUUAACGAGACCCCUACAAGUAGUGUAUCAAAAUGUUUAUGCUACAUUUUGACAAUUUAUGUGUUUAUGUAGAAUAAUAAUAUAAUUGGUUUUUAUUUCUUAGUUAUGUUGGUGCAACUAGUGCACACAUGUUUGUGGUUGACGGGUUUGGAGUAUAAAUAAGUAUUAAUUAUAUAAUUCCAAUAUUUUUUUUUAAAAAAAAAAAUAA